Necator americanus (New World hookworm) is the source of this 510-nucleotide messenger RNA. RefSeq lists its product as uncharacterized. The transcript has 6 exons. Gene Ontology annotation, cellular component: membrane. NCBI's taxonomy places the organism in Eukaryota, Metazoa, Nematoda, Chromadorea, Rhabditida, Ancylostomatidae. Gene Ontology annotation, biological process: sensory perception of chemical stimulus. The record is from RefSeq and is a predicted model, not a curated record. Bases 1 to 510 code for a protein of 169 amino acids.
AUGGCAUUUAUAUUCUUCGUUGUGUACGGGAUUUCCGUAGGGAUGAUGCUUCACGUGAAAAAGACAAAUUUUGUUCAAUGGAAAAGACAUCGGGGCACCUUGCAGUUUUCACAAAGUUAUCAGGUUCGCGAAAAUGUCGCUUCUGCUACAUAUCUCUAUAACAGCUUUUUCGUGCUUUCAAUUCAAACUAUUAUCGGAUGGAUCUGCAUAGUAAUAUAUCUCGUUUUCAGGAAGAUUUAUUUGGUUCCCAUACUCGAAAAGAUUUUCGGUUUUGUUUUCGAUGUGAUGGUAGCUCUACUUACAACAACAAUUCCGCUGACUAUCAUCAAAUAUAAUGAGAAGCUAAGAGCAAAGUUUCUUAAAAUAUGUAGCAAAAUAUGCAAUUCUAAGGAACAACUGGAAGGAACGAACGCGCGACAUUUUGUUGAUCUUGAGGGAACGAGAAUUAAGGUUGAGACACGAGAUGAAACUGCUGUAUAUUUCAAUCAGUUCACACAAGCCUGGUCCUAA